Molecule: messenger RNA, 4382 nt
Organism: Hypoxylon fragiforme
Lineage: Eukaryota; Fungi; Ascomycota; Sordariomycetes; Xylariales; Hypoxylaceae
Product: DNA-directed RNA polymerase I subunit RPA2
Exons: 2
Coding region: 181-3906 (1241 amino acids)
Biological process (GO): DNA-templated transcription
Cellular component (GO): RNA polymerase I complex; nucleus
Molecular function (GO): ribonucleoside binding; DNA binding; DNA-directed RNA polymerase activity
Source: RefSeq, a predicted model, not a curated record
CUUUUUUCUUUGAAAAGCUUCGAGAUCGACAAACAGAAAAGAGAAACUUCAGCACACUAUUGGACUCCUACGUCUCAAGGAAAAGUCACUGCUGUUUAGUAUCAUCCUACCAUAUCAUACGAGACGUCAUUCCAAUCUUCAAAGCUCAAUUGAGUACAAGAAACUCAUUUUGUCGCCAUCAUGGCCCCGCCACCAACCAACACAAGUUGGGACCAUGAAUACAAUACUCUGCGCCGAGAGAAGCUCUUCCAAAACCCCCCAACAGAUCACUCUGCAUACCCCCUAUUACAAGAGGCUGUGAACCCACAUAUCGAGUCCUUCGAUGCGCUAUUCGGAAACGAUGGAUUAAUUGCACGAGGCCUCGCCGACAUAGGCACCCGACUGUACCUAGAUGGUGAUGAUCGCGCUCCUCCAGCUGGAAAGAAUAAACUGAGAAUCAAGUAUAAGGCGAUACAUCUCCAGAAAUCGCAACUUCCUCCGACCAAUAAAUUCGCUGUUAAAAAUCGAGAAAUUCUUCCCGCAGAGUGCAGAGAACGACAUGUGACGUACCGGGGCAAAAUAUCUGUCACCAUUGAGUACAGAAUAAAUGACGGCGAUCCGAAGGAAUUUACUCGAGAAAUUGGUCAACUCCCAAUAAUGGUGAAGUCGAGCUAUUGUCAUCUCCGAGAUAAUAGCCCGGCACAGCUAGUCGCGCGCAAGGAAGAGUCGGAAGAACUAGGCGGCUACUUCAUCGUCAACGGUAUCGAAAAGAUAAUACGUCUUCUUUUGGUCAACCGAAGAAAUUUUCCCUUAGCAAUCAUUCGUCCGAGCUUCACUGGUCGCGGGCCUGCUUACACCCCUUAUGGUAUCAUUCUAAGAUCAGUGCGACCAGAUGAAACCUCACAAACAAAUGUCCUCCAUUACCUAAACGACGGCAAUGUCACCUUCCGUUUCUCCUGGCGCAAGAAUGAGUAUCUUGUCCCAGUUAUGAUGGUCCUAAAGGCCCUCGUGGAAACAAACGACAGAGAGAUAUUCGAAGGUCUAAUCGGGGCACCUGACUCGAAAGGUAUCAAGAAUACCUUUCUUACCGAUCGUGUUGAGCUCUUGCUUCGCACUUACAAAACCUAUGGAAUAUAUACGAUGGCACAGACCAGAUCAUAUCUGGGUGAGAAAUUCCGACCGGUUUUAGGCGUGCCCGAUACCUUGUCGCACUACGAAGCAGGAACCGAAUUCUUGCGAAGAAUUGUGCUCGUCCACCUUGGGAACAUGAACGUUACUGAACAGCAAGAUUCAGACAAAUUUCGCAUGCUUCUAUUUAUGAUUAGGAAGCUAUAUGCUUUAGUUGCUGGAGAUUGCGCUAUCGACAACCCUGACGCGGUCCAGAAUCAGGAGAUCCUCCUCGGCGGAUUUCUUUAUGGCAUGAUCAUAAAAGAGCGACUGGAUGAGCUACUUUCCGUGGGGGUUCGUGGCGCACUGCGGGAGUAUUUGAGGAAGUUUCCUGGGAGAACCUUUACUUCUGAGGAGUUUUCGAAGGAUUUCCCUAUAAAGAUAUUCCAAAAGACGAACGAAAAUGUCGGCAAUGCCUUGGAGUACUUCAUGUCAACAGGUAAUUUAUCAAGUCCUUCCGGUCUGGAUCUACAGCAGGUAUCAGGUUUCACUGUGGUCGCCGAGAAGCUCAACUUUCUCCGUUUCAUAAGCCACUUCCGAAUGGUUCACCGAGGAAGCUUUUUUGCCCAGCUGAAGACUACCACAGUUCGAAAGUUAUUGCCCGAGUCUUGGGGUUUUCUUUGUCCUGUACACACUCCCGAUGGUUCUCCCUGUGGCUUGCUAAAUCAUCUUGCGCACAAGUGCAAGAUUAUGACUAAGUCCCACAAUGUAUCGGCAAUUCCACAGCUAGCUGCAGAACUCGGUGUCGUUGAUACUUCAUCUGCCGCCACAGAUGAAAGUGUUGUUGUUAUGUUGAAUGGACGGAUCUUGGGUUGGUGCCAUCCUUCCCAGUCGCGCAGAAUCGCAGACACGUUCCGAUACUGGAAAGUUGAGGGGUCUCACGGCAUUCCAAUACAUCUCGAGAUCGGCCAUGUGCCAUCAUCCAAUGGAGGCUCUUACCCCGGUAUAUACAUGUCUUCUGACCCUGCCAGAAUGGUAAGACCAACAAAGUAUCUUCCGCUGGAGAAGGAGGACUUCGUUGGCUCCCUCGAGCAGCCGUACAUGUCUAUUGCCUGUACGGAACAAGAGAUUGUCUCGGGAGAGUCGACGCAUGUUGAAUUCGAUCCUACGAACAUCCUUUCGAUAUUAGCAAACAUGACUCCGUUUUCGGAUUUCAACCAAUCUCCAAGAAACAUGUAUCAAUGUCAGAUGGGCAAGCAGACUAUGGGUACUCCUGGGACAUCGCUACCCUACCGAACAGACAACAAGAUGUACCGCAUCCAGACCGGCCAGACACCUAUUGUCCGGUCUCCGCUACAUAAUGCAUACGGGUUCGAUAAUUUCCCCAACGGUAUGAAUGCUGUCGUUGCUGUGAUAUCUUAUACGGGAUAUGAUAUGGACGACGCCAUGAUUAUAAAUAAAUCGGCACAUGACCGAGGUUUCGGCCAUGGAACGAUUUAUAAGACAAAAAAAUACACUCUGAAAGAGGAGAGUCGCACAAGAACUGUGAAGAAUGUGACCAAAAUGUUCGGCUUUGCACCAGGGAGUGUGGUGAAGGCAUGGACCCAAACUAUGCUAGAUGAGGACGGUCUUCCACACGUCGGACGAAUGGUCCAAGAAGGCGAUGUCAUCUAUGCUUAUCACACAGUAUCUGCAGAUUACAGCGGCAACUUGGUCAAUCGAGAUGGUGUCACUAAAUACGAAAAGUAUAAGGACUCGGAACAAGGAUUCGUCGAAGAAGUACGCCUCAUCGGCAGUGAACAAGGCAACGAGCCUGCCCAGACAAUCUCUAUCAAAUUCCGUGUUCCUCGCGCGCCGGUCAUCGGCGACAAAUUUUCAUCCCGUCAUGGUCAAAAGGGUGUUUGUUCACAAAAAUGGCCGGCUGUCGAUAUGCCAUUUUCAGAGUCAGGCAUUCAACCAGACAUUAUCAUCAACCCUCACGCCUUCCCCUCCCGAAUGACAAUCGGUAUGUUUAUCGAGUCAUUGGCAGGAAAAUCAGGGGCGCUUCACGGACUAGCACAAGACUCGACACCUUUUAGGUUUGAUGAGGAAAAUACUGCAGCGGACUAUUUUGGCCAUCAGCUCAUGAAGGCUGGCUACAAUUACCAUGGCAAUGAACCUAUGUAUUCUGGAAUUACCGGCGAGGAACUGGCCGCCGAUAUCUACAUAGGCGUGGUGUAUUACCAACGACUACGACACAUGGUCAACGAUAAAUACCAAGUCCGAACGACAGGGCCGGUGGUUGCCACGACGGGCCAACCCAUCAAGGGCAGAAAACGAGGUGGUGGUAUUCGUGUGGGUGAAAUGGAACGAGAUGCCUUAUUAGCACAUGGUACAGCAUUCCUUCUCCAAGACCGUCUUCUCAACUGCUCGGAUUACUCUCCAUCAUGGAUCUGUCGUAGAUGUGGCUCCUUCUUGUCAGUUCAACCUACGGUAUCUCCAUUUGUAGGCAGAAAGAAGACGGUGAACAGCGUACGGUGCCGCAAUUGUGCAACACGCCUCGAUCAGAUCAGCGACGUUGAUUUAACCAAAUUGGUCGGCGAGAUAUGGGAAGAUGGCCAAGGGAACCAGUGGGUCGGAGGUGAAGAUACCACCAAAGUAGCAGUUCCCGGUGCUCUGAAGUACCUUGAUGUGGAACUGGCAGCCAUGGGUGUUAAGCUAAAGUACCGAGUUGACCCUAAGGAUGCUCCACGGAAAGGUCCGUUGAUACAAACAAAUUGGGAUAAUAUCCCUACGGGAAAGAAAGCAAGCACCCUUCCGCCUGCCAUUACGGCAGCGUAAGUCCUCAAACAUGGACUCCCCCCCAGACAAAAAAACAACGGCUUGGAUUGCAUUGGAUGGAGUUGGCGGGUUCCCGACAUUGGGCAUGGACAAUUACGGCAGUGAUAGAAAUUAAGAAAGGGUAAUUGAAUCCUAAACGAAGUUAUACCACCCGUCCUUAAGAUGUCUUGAAAGUGACAGGCCAUUACCAUAUCUCUAGAGAAACACGACUGCAGGUAGCCGACGCGACGAGCCGGUAGAUACUAGGUAGUCUCAGAUUGAUGAUAUACUACUACAUAUGUAGGUAAGCAAUAGGUACUAGUAUACUAGGUAGCGUCAACUUCGUCACGGCGGUCAUAUGUAGCCUACACAACAUUGAAUCAUGGAGCCUGUCGCGUUUGUAUGAGCGCGGCAGUCGGCAAAAGGGGCAGUCGCGAGGUCGUCCAAAGCUCGCGGUUUCCUAAAUUAAGUCCAGACCAUAAUAUGAUGUACCUACC